This is a messenger RNA of Octopus bimaculoides (California two-spot octopus), 450 nucleotides long. Its product is annotated as zinc finger BED domain-containing protein 5. The record is from RefSeq and is a predicted model, not a curated record. NCBI's taxonomy places the organism in Eukaryota, Metazoa, Mollusca, Cephalopoda, Octopoda, Octopodidae.
AUGGAUAGAUUUCUGAAAAAACGUAAGUUAGAUACAAAUGAAGAGAUGCAGGGUCUGAGGCAGUCUGUUGAAGCCGCAGCCACUGCCAAUGAUGCUGCCUCGUCGAAAUUACCAAGAAAGGAGGGAAUUAACCUGCAACUAAAAGUUUGUCAAUAUUGUGAAAACUACAUAGCUCUGGGAUUUACUUGGACUGGAAACCUAGACUGCCCUUCCCUUUUGUGUACUGUUUGUGGGGAGAAGCUGGCUAAUAGUGCUAUGGCACCAGCCAAACUGAAACGACACUUAACAACUAAACAUCCAGAGUUGUCAGGCAAAAAUGAACAAUAUUUUAAAAGAGAAUUGGCAUUUAAUAAAAGGCAAGUUUCUAUGUUUGCCAAAAAGUUCAAGUUGAGUGACAAAGGACAAGAAGCAAGUUAUGCUGUGGCGGAGAUAGUUGCAAGAAAAAUGUAA